GUAAACAUAACAGCGUUGAAUAGGUCUUUAACACCUAUUAAAACAAACAAUUUGGAUGUUUUAAAAAUAGGUAUCCGUUGCCAUGGAUAAUUUCGUACCUUUUUUUAUUCACUUGCGAUUUUUUUCGGGUAAAUAUUUAUGUUCCGCCUGCGGAUGAUUCGCGAAUGAUGACCUAUUUCGUGAUUGUUUUAAUCGUUAAUCAAUUGAUCGCGCAAAUUGCAAACUCUGGUUAUUAUCAGAGGAUGAUUUAUGUCGUCGUGUGUUGUUGGAUGAUGCGGUUCAUGGCUGUGAAAUGUGAUAUUUGUUCGUGUGACAAUAAUGCGCUUGUCGCGACAAUUGACAUUGUAACGGACAUUGAACGAUGAAGAGUUUACACAAGGUGGAUGAUUGCAAGCGUUCUUUGUUGAAAAAGUGUUAUCAUUUUGUUAUCUAUUGGGAUAUCAAUGUGUGCGUGUGUGUGUGUUCUGGGAAUGAUUUAUUUUUUGCACUUGAAGUUGAUUACGCGUUGUGUUUAAGUAAUUGUUAUUAGUCAUAAUUGCAAAGUGCAAAGUUGCUUGUCAAAAUCACCUGAUAAUCAUAAGUGUAUUGAUUGUAAUGGAUUAUGAUGUCCUAAAAAUAUCGCAGGCGAUGUAAAAAUUUGAUUUUGUGCGGCGCGUGCAAAGUCAGAAAAAGUAUUUGGAUUAAUUUUAAUUGAAAUGGUAUUAAUAUGAGAGUGGCGAUGUGUCAAAGUUGGUGUUCACAAAAUGGACGCCAUGGUCCAAAUGCGAGAGAUGUCACCAGCAGCGUACGAUGCAACGCCUAUACACUAACGCCACCUGGGCGAAUGUAGAAGAACUUGAAGAGAGGCCAUGUAGAAAGUCUAUUUGUUUGAGGUUAUGGCACAAGCGUAGAUCACGCCGGCGGAUGCGUGUUGUGCAAAUAAACACAAAACAAUCACAAGAAGUGAAACAUUUUGAAAGAAUCCCAAAUCGUCAUAAAUCCCGCAUUUGGAGCAAAUGGUCCGCAUGGUCAAAAUGCAGUAAAUCAUGCAGUACACAACGAUAUAAAGUCUGUAAAAAACCAGGACGUUGUUCAAAACUAAAAAAGUAUCAAAACGCAUGGUGUUACUAUUCGAAUUCAGUCUGUGAACGCAAAGUAAACGAUCACCUGUCACAGUACAACCUACAAUUGAAUGUUGGAACUACAGUAAAGACAACGACGGUAGCUAGUACGCAUGCGCACACCAGCGGCACGCGUACCCCACGAUACAAGCAGCAAUGUGGGCGCCCGCUGCGGAAGCACGCGAUGCUGAAGAUCAAGGGCGGGCGCGACGCUAGUCGCGGCUUGUGGCCUUGGCACGUUGCGGUCGUCAACCAGCACGAUGAAGCGUUCUGUUCGGGUACAUUAAUAGCACCAAGAUGGGUGCUCACAGCAGCGCACUGCAUUCGCAGCAAGUUAAAAGUGCGAAUCAACGAGUUUGAUUUGUGGGAGCCGGAUGGUGAGAUUGAGAUACCGAUUGAGAGAGUUAUCCGGCAUUUUGGCUUCGAUCAGAGGAAUAUUGACAAUGAUAUUGGUUUAUUGUAUAUGGCACGUGCGGUGAAGACACCUGUUGCUUGCCUGCCGAGUGAAAAUCCGCAGUUUCAGGAAACAGCACAAAAGUGUACGGUGUUAGGCUGGGGUGCACGAGAUGCAUCCAGAGAUAAUGGCGGAUAUCAUAUUUUACAAGAAGCUAAAUUGCCUAUAGUUGAAUGGCAAACAUGCAAAGCAGCAUAUUCCGACUACUACAUCUCUCAGAACAUGUUUUGCGCCGGUUAUUCGACCGGUAAGAUCGACACAUGCGCAGGUGACAGCGGCGGUGGACUUCUGUGCCGAACAUGGCGGAAUGAUGCGAGCCGCCGACGCAAGCCGACCGGAUAUGUCGUACAAGGCAUUACCAGUUUUGGCGAUGCUUGUGGCAAGCCGCAGCGUUAUGGGAUUUACGCCAACGUUUCGAAUUAUCUGCAUUGGAUCCACCAUACGAUGGCACAGGUGACGCACGAACGACGCUACUCUCUGUAUUAGUAAACCAGCGAGACUAUUAAAGCAACUGCCAGGGCAACUGCUACCAUGAGAUAAUUUCUAACUUAUAAUUACGAUGCAAAGUGCACACAACACAAUUAAAUUAAUUACGUAAA
Molecule: messenger RNA, 2153 nt
Organism: Dalotia coriaria
Lineage: Eukaryota; Metazoa; Arthropoda; Insecta; Coleoptera; Staphylinidae
Product: serine protease 55-like
Exons: 5
Coding region: 790-2040 (416 amino acids)
Biological process (GO): proteolysis
Molecular function (GO): serine-type endopeptidase activity
Source: RefSeq, a predicted model, not a curated record